UUGCCGCGAUCUCCGCACCCGCGGGCGCGGCCCAUAAACCCCACACCGCGCGUUCGAUCCGGGUCGCGAAAUCGAUCGAUGGAUCGACCGCGGAGAGCGACAAAGAUCGGUCUUCGUGCAGCCUAAGCGGCAGACACCGGCAGGUCGAUGUUAUUAGUCGCCAUGAAUCGAAUCCACCAAAGCACCAAAAGCAAGAAAAAGAAGCGCAAAAGAAACCCCACACUCGGAUCCCGAUCCCAAUCCCAAACCCUCUCUCGUCUGCGUCCGUCUCCCAUCCUCCUCGGCCUUCAAAAUCCCGCCUUGUCUCUCUUUUAAUUUCCUACUAAUUAUAUUGCUCUGCCGAUGGUACAGCCGCGGAGCCCAAAAGUAAUUAUUUUUGACGCCUUCGGAUGUUGAUAUCAUCGUGUCGGUUGGUUCUACGGAUUCCAAUCGAGCACUCGCGAUUCUUCUGGUCUCUGUUGUGGAAUUUAUCGCUUCCUGGCGUCCGAAUUCACUCGUUUGCCCCUUUUACGGUUUCCCCCUUUUUCCAGUUCUGGCAAUGAGAUUCUGAGGAUUAUUAUUAAGUUGGUGCCUGUGGCGAUCUUUUAAUUGUUUGUUUAUAGUUUCCCAAUCUCUCGCCUCUCCCUCUUUCUCUCUCUUCGAAUCGCCCACCUUUUUUGUUUUGCUUGUGUUUUGACUCGGCUUGUCAGAGCCUGAUGGGCACGAAAGGCGGGAUUUUUACGGCGGAUGGGCUCGUGUUUUGUGGUCGAUUGGGGUUGUGGUGAGUUGUGAUUAAGAUUUGAGGUGAGGGAAUACAAAUAGUUGUCGUCGUACCCCCUUUGCCUAUGAGAAAGUAGUAUAAGUCCUAAUUUAUUUUUAUUUAUAGAGUUCGGAUUUUUUUUGCCAUAGCGGUGCAUUAGGGUUUGGUUUACCCCUCGUCGGUACUUUACUCUUCCUCCUAUCCUCCUCUUUUUUCUGGGUUGUUCGCGAGCUCCGGAGGCGUUCCUUGUCGGAAAGGCCGUCGAUUCCUUCAUAUUUCCGGAAUUCGGGUUACAGUAUUGGGGAAAAAGAUGGAAGAUUUGUUAGUUUGAGGUGCGAACGAUGUCACAGCCUCAAGGUUACGGGAGAGAGAACUGUAUCCUCCUGGCUGUGCUGUGCGGGCAAUUUGCAGAUAGACGAAGGGGGGAUGCGAAGAAUCGGCCUCAGUAUCCCUUUCCCGAACUCGUGUCAUCUGGGCGAUUAGAGGUCCAGACACUCAUUAAUCCUACAGUUGAUAGAUUUAGUGAAGCUCAGAAAUUAGUUCAGCCCAAUAUUCUGUACUUUCAAGGGGAACAACUCGAAAAUGAAGAGCAAAUCGGCUCGCUAGUCUGGGGAGGAGUUGAUGUGUCUGAUUCUGAGAUGCUUACUUCAUUUAUUAGUCCUCCAUUACCGACCAUCGUUUACUUGGAGAUUCCAAGUGGUGAAAAGAUUGCGCAAGCUUUUCACUCUAAGGGGGUUCGAUAUGUAAUAUACUGGAAGAGUGCCUUUUCAUCUUAUGCAGCUUCCUACUUUCGUCAUGCAUUGCUAUCAGUUGUACAGAGCUCAUGCAGCCACACAUGGGAUGCUUUUCAGCUUGCACAUGCAUCAUUUAGGCUUUACUGUCUACGGAACAACCAGGUUUUGUCAGAUAGCAGCAACCAAAAGCUCAGAAGUAAGAUUGAGCCUCAUCUACUAGGAGAUGCACCAAAGAUCAAUAUCCCUUUACCUGAGAAGGAUUUGGCUGAAGACGGAGAAGAAGAGACCGACGAAGGGAAUGGAUCCCUUGCCUCCGUGACAAUUUUUGAUGAGGAUAUGGACUUGAGAUUUCUAGUAUGUGGACUGCCAUGCACUCUGGAUGCUUGUUUGUUGAGCUCCUUGGAAGAUGGUUUAAAUGCACUGCUGAAUAUUGAAAUUCGUGGGAGUAAACUUCAGAACCGUGUCAGUGCAGCACCGCCACCUCUUCAAGCUGGAAACUUUUCUCGUGGCGUUGUAACAAUGCGUUGUGAUAUCACAACUUGCAGUUCUGCUCAUAUCUCGCUGUUGGUAUCUGGUAGUGCACAAACUUGUUUUGAUGAUCAGCUAUUGGAGUGCCACAUCAAGAGCGCUCUUAUUGAGAAGACCCAGCUUGUCCAUGCUGUCCCAAAUAGUGAUGACAAGAAGUCAUCAUGGCUUAAUCCUCUGAAUUCGGUUUCCAUAGCUUGUGGGGCACCUGUGUUUGAAGUUUGCAUGAGAAUGCCAACUUGGGCUGCACAGGUUCUGAAGCAUCUGGCACCUGAAGUUACUUAUCGUAGUUUGGUGACUCUUGGCAUUGCAAGUAUUCGGGGAACUACAGUUGCUUCUUUUGAGAAAGAAGAUGCAGAUCGCCUUCUUUUCUUUUGUAGAAGGCAGGUUAAGGACUUUGUUAGUGAAGAAACUGUUGUCUCUUGUCUGCCGACAUGGUCAUCCUCUCUUAUCAAAGGAAGGUCCAUGUCAGGCCUAGAAUCGAGGCCGAUUGCAUCUGACUAUGUAUUUGUUGAACAUGGAAUGGCUUGUAAAUCUGCUGAGCUUAGUGUGAAGAAUAGGCAGAGAUCAAAUAUCGCUGCAAUGAGGCCAAUUCCUCAUCCUCGGAAACACAAACUGUUGCCCUUUUUUGGAGUGCCUCCAGCUGAUGUUAAUGAUGGAAGUCAAGUUCAGAAUAACGUGUCUCAAACACCCCAUGUGAAGCAUAAUUCAUUGCCACGUGCCCCUGCAAUUCAAAGAAAAUCCACAUCAGGCUCGCUCCGUGCUCAGCAGAUUAUUCCAUUAAAUCCUCUUCCAUUGAAGAAGCAUGAAUGUAGCCGUCCAUCAAUUCAAGUUUGUUCAGAAGAGGAAUUUUUGAAGGAUGUCAUGCAAUUUUUAAUCCUUAGGGGCCACAGUCGACUUGUUCCCCAAGGAGGGAUACAAGAAUUUCCAGAUGCCAUACUCAAUGCGAAGCGGCUGGACCUAUACAACUUAUACAGAGAGGUGGUCUCAAGGGGUGGUUUUUAUGUGGGAAAUGGCAUAAACUGGAAGGGACAGGUCUUCUCAAAAAUGCGCAACCAUACUGCAAGCAACAGAAUGACUGGUGUUGGAAAUACUCUCAAAAGGCAUUAUGAAACAUACCUGUUGGAGUAUGAAUUAGCACAUGAUGAUGUGGACGGGGAGUGUUGCCUCUUGUGUCACAGUAGUGCUCCCGGCGAUUGGGUGAACUGUGGCUUGUGUGGUGAAUGGGCCCACUUUGGCUGUGAUAGACGACCGGGCUUAGGCACUUUUAAGGACUAUGCAAAGACAGAUGGGUUGGAGUAUAUUUGCCCGCAUUGUAGCCUAACGAGCUACAAGAAGAAGUCACAGAAAAUGGCUAAUGGAUUCUCGAAUACAUCCAAUGUUUCGCGCCAUCUGUAAUUCUUCCACUUUUGUUUCUUUUCUUUGUCUCCUAAAUCAGAGAGGAGUGGCUGCGCCGGUAGGGCUCAAUUGUAUUAUUCCGGAGUUGUUCCAUUGAUGCUUUAGAUCAAGGCCAAAUCCCCGUAUACAUACGGCUACUACACACGAAUAUGAAAUGAAGGUUCCCAUUUUUACCAUGGUAUCAGCACUUGUAUCCCCACAAUCCCCACUAGGAAUCAAUGAAGAAUAGCCUGGAAAGGAAGAAUGAUAAUAUUUUUUUAACCUGAGUUGAUGCAGUAAAUCCUUCUUGGGAA
This is a messenger RNA of Musa acuminata AAA Group (dessert banana), 3689 nucleotides long. RefSeq names its product AT-rich interactive domain-containing protein 4-like. Gene Ontology annotation, molecular function: DNA binding. The coding region runs from base 1081 to 3396 and encodes 771 amino acids. The record is from RefSeq and is a predicted model, not a curated record. The transcript is spliced from 16 exons. NCBI's taxonomy places the organism in Eukaryota, Viridiplantae, Streptophyta, Magnoliopsida, Zingiberales, Musaceae.